AUGUUCACCAUGUUCCCCUCCACAUCCACAGUACUGCUGCUGCUUCUGGGUUUGGUCUCAGCUCACUGCUGGUCUGAGGAGGAGGAAUCACAGGAGUACAGUGCAGAAUAUCUGGACAAUGAAAACAGCACUGAGGAUGAUGAAUACACUGUGUCAGCUUUGAUUGAAAAGGCCAAUAAGAACCUGGGUCAAGCUGAAGGCGAACCACUGGUUUUGUUUGGGGACAUUGCUGUGGAUCCUGGUUUAAAGAACGCUGAUCCCUGCACUUCCCGUCGGUGCAAGUGGCCCAAGAGGAGAGGGACUGUCUCUGUGCCCUAUGUGAUCUCAAAUCAGUUCUCAAACCGAGAGAGAUCCACCAUUGAAUCAGCUCUUGGUGCUUUUGCCUCCUCUACCUGUGUUCGCUUCAGGCGGCGCACCAGAGAGAGAGAUUUCAUCAGCAUUGAGUCACGUUCAGGAUGCUGGUCUUCCGUUGGGCGGAGAGGUGGCCGUCAGCAGCUGUCUCUGCAGCGGAGGGGGUGUGUCUUUCCCCAUGUGAUCCAGCAUGAGAUGCUGCAUGCGCUUGGAUUCAACCAUGAACAGACACGCUCUGACCGUGAUCAGCAUGUCCGUAUCCUCCUCCAAAAUGUCAUCCAGGGGAUGGAACACAAUUUCCGCAAAAUCAAAACCAACAACCUGGGAACUCCUUACGACUACAACUCAAUCAUGCACUAUUCCAGGACUGCUUUUUCUAGGAAUGGACAACCCACCAUAGUUCCCAUUCCUGACCCAAAUGUGCCCAUUGGUACAGCCAGGCAGAUGAGUCCCAAUGACAUCCUGAGGGUGAACAAGCUAUACAGAUGCAGUAAGUAUGCUCCCACAUACACAACACACAUGUCCGCAUGUAUCAUCAUAGCCAUAACCAUUUGUGAAACAGGUAAAUGUUACAUUCAAAUAUCCGGACAGUGA
Molecule: messenger RNA, 945 nt
Organism: Chanos chanos (milkfish)
Lineage: Eukaryota; Metazoa; Chordata; Actinopteri; Gonorynchiformes; Chanidae
Product: high choriolytic enzyme 1-like
Exons: 8
Coding region: 1-945 (314 amino acids)
Biological process (GO): proteolysis
Molecular function (GO): zinc ion binding; metalloendopeptidase activity
Source: RefSeq, a predicted model, not a curated record